Molecule: messenger RNA, 3567 nt
Organism: Hydractinia symbiolongicarpus
Lineage: Eukaryota; Metazoa; Cnidaria; Hydrozoa; Anthoathecata; Hydractiniidae
Product: mediator of RNA polymerase II transcription subunit 16-like
Exons: 1
Coding region: 37-2463 (808 amino acids)
Biological process (GO): positive regulation of DNA-templated transcription
Cellular component (GO): mediator complex
Molecular function (GO): protein binding
Source: RefSeq, a predicted model, not a curated record
UUUAUAAAUGUCUUUAAAAUUAUAGGCAUCAAUAAAAUGUUACCACAUUACAAAUCUGUUUGGAGUGAGGAAGAAAACUUGGGAAAAAAUGUUUGUAAGCCUAUUUCUUCAUGGUCAUCUCAGAAUUGGAUAGCAUUUACUAUUGGUCACAUAUGGAAGCAACCCUCCCCAAAUAAGAUUGAUACUGUUUUUAUAUGCAACCCGGAUCAGCCCUGGGAAUUAUAUACUUUGCAAACCAAUCAUGGCUGUGCGAUUGUUCACUUGCAGUGGGAAGGUGAUGGAAUGGGGUUUAUUACGGUUGAUUCCAAGGGUAUUGGUAAAAUAUGGCACCCUGAUAAAAACUUGGUUAAUAACUGGACAUGUUCAUCCACUAUUGAUAUUGGCGAAGGUGAUAUAAUAAGAUGUUUUUCCUGGAUUAAUAGUCGAAGUAAAUACAGUAUUGAUGUGGAGAAGCUAUUUCUAACGAAAGAUUUCUUUAAAAAAUUUUCCCAAAUCAAAAAUGAGAAUGCUCUUAACGGUAUCGCACAUGGACAAAACGGAUUUAUCAUUGUAACAUCUAGUGGUUUGUUUAAAAUUUUUCUUCUUCAAGAUGACAAUGAACCUGCAAUUUUUACCACAAGGCUCGGUAGCAUCAAGUUUAACGUACUUUAUGCAGACAUUUGCGUAAACGAAAAUGGAAAAGUAUGUAUAGCUGCUUUGACUGAUCAAUGUAUGGUGGAGUUAUUUUCCAUCACUUGCAAAGAGAAUACUACUGGUUUGGAAUUAUCAGUAGAUGUAUCACCAUGCAUUGUCCCACAUGUGGGCUCAAAUGAUCAGGAUUUUAUCAAUUUUAAAAUUGUUGACAUAAAGUACAUUUCCAUUGGUUCCAGCGAUCAAGUAUUAGUCUUAUCAAAAAGUAAAUCAGCAAGUUGUGUUCAGGUUUUUGAGAUUAAAAAAGAACAGGUUAUGUUGCAUCCUUGUUUUCCACGUGGACAGUCAUCUCAACAAUGUGCCGACACUUGUGUCUGUUUAAAAACUUUCAGAUUCCAACACAACAUCAAGUCCAUGUUUGUAACAAACUUACGGUAUUCAAAUUUAGGAAAAUCCAAGGAUCUGUCAUUAUCGCCAAAACUUGUCAUGUUAGACGAGGGAGGCGGUUUUCAUGUGUAUUCUUUAUACAAUUGGUCGCAAGUUGUGAAAUUGAGUACUGUGCAGUUACUACAGACCAAUCACAUUACCUGUGCAUCGUUUUCACCAUGUGAUCAUUGUCUUUUUGCUGUUUUAAACAAUGGUGACAUAAUGUUGUUCACACUACCGCACUACUCGAUUUGCCAAGAUAAAAUCAAAGUAAAGAAUCUUGUCAACUUACUUCAAUAUAGCAUGGUUGAGGGCUGUAUACCUUGGGAUGUUAUGAUGUAUUUUAGUUCAGUUGAAAAAAAUAUUUUAGACCAAUCAUUCCAAACCUUUUUGGACGAUUAUAAUGAGUGCAAUGCGUUUCUGCAAAACCUUUUUAACAAUUCUUUUUGGAAUGUUAAAACAAUGUUUUAUCGCCUGUAUAAAGAUUACUGUGGAGUAGUUGAAAGUUGUAAUAUUAUGUUACUGCACAACCUGUAUUAUUAUGUUGUGUCACGCUUACAAACUGACAAGGAAUCUGUUUUAAUGGACACAAUACAUAAAAUCUGCUCAUCAAAUAAAGAAGCUGAUAUUAGCAAGAUUCUUCCAUUGAUAGAUACGAAAGAUACAAACAUCUUUUUGUGCAGUGAUACCACACAACGACCUUUAGUUCAAUGGGUUACUGAUUAUGCCCUCCAUUUUGUUCGACUAAUCCUAUCAAAGAAUCAUCAUGGUCAGAAUUGGAGGCUGGCUCUUAAAUAUUUUGAUCCAACAUGUUUUUUACAUUUGCGACAACUCUUACUGUUAUUUCACAUCAUUUAUCAGAAAAACUUUAAACUUCCACAUGUCCAUCCAGUUUUUAUGACCAUGGCAAGCUCUUCAGAUAUCACAGCACAGUUAUUCAAGUUGGUAACUAAAUUACAUCAAAUAUCAACUGGGGAAGCUGGAACUGAAGUGGGUAUGAAUGAUUUACCAUUCAGUAACCUACCUGUGUUGUAUUUGGAAUUUCCUUCACAUGAUCCAAAAAGCAGUAUAUUAUCUAGCUUGAAUGUCACAUCAAACAAGAUUGAUGAAUAUCAGCUGCAAUUAAAAAGUGAUCCUUGGGAGUAUAUCCAUAAGACAGCACUGGAAAACCCUUUGAGCAUGGGAAUCUCUACUGUGAAUACAUGGUUACGGCAGAUUUACGAUGGAGUUAACUUCAUGCCCAGCUCGUUAAUGUUAAGCGAGGUUGUGAAGCAAUGUUGUAAUUGUGGAUGCUUGACGAUACAUAGUGGACAUAGCAGUAGAGUGUUUAAUACGUUGUGGAAAGCAUGCUGGGAACGAAAAUGUUUUUGUGGUGGAUGGUGGAAGCAAGUUGAAUGGCAUAUUUGAUUAAACAUUUCUUGUUUCUUUGAACAGUAAUUAAAAUAAUAAAGAUUUUGUAAAUCAUGAGAGCGUUCUUGAAUUAAAUCUCGAUAUUCUCAUUGUAAUAUUACCCGAAAUUUAAAAUAAUGGCUUUUUUUUAAUGGUGGGGAAUUUUGCCAGUUUAAAAUACUAUUUUCACGAUGCAUUUUUUUUGGUUAUUUUUUGAUUUGACUAUUAGUUGGCGUGCAUUUCAAAUUUUUUAUUUUAUUAUAAAUUGUCAGAAGAAUAGAAAAUUAGGGAAAAUUAUAGAUUAUGUCAGGAAAUAUUAGUGAUACCAGAUUUCUUAAUUUCUAGUCCCAUUACGAGUGAAUGUUUUUUUUUCGAAAUACUUUUUUUUAGUUCGAAAGCUGUGUCAAAAUGAAAUUCUGUUGACAUUGAGAUUGUUUCCUGUCAUUAGUUUUUUGGCAUUAUUUAUUACUUUUUUCUCUGAGAAAAAUUUAAUUCUUUCCCUUUGUGUUACCCGAAAUUUGUCACAUGUUUUUUUGUAGCUCACCUGAUAAUCUAAAUGAUUCAAGUUUUAUUUCUUAAACUUUAUUUAAACAUAUCGUUUAUAGUGGUUCUUCAGGCUUUUUAAUUAGUUAAAAGUAUAUAUAAUUUUUAAUUAACCCUUAACAUUUACAUUGAUAAAGAAAAUUCCCCUCAAAUAAUUUAUAUUUUGUAAUUUUAUUUUCAACAUUUUUGAUCUUAUUAGAAGUUGAUUAUGUCUGAUAUUCUCUUUAUAUAAAGUAAACGCCAAAGCAUCGAGCACAAAUUAAUAAAAUGAGUAACGAAAUAAUGCUUAAUCGUAUAAGGAUAUCUACUGCUUUGUUUUUAAUAAUUAUUUGCUUUUUACUUUAUAAUUUGGACUUGAUUUUGUUAAACAUCAAACUUUAUUUCUUAGCUUUUUUCAAUAGGUGGAUUGUUUAGAUUUCAUGCUUGCUAUAACAUUUGUAUUUACAACCUAACAUGCAUAUGUUCUAUUUGAUUGUAUCUUAAGAAACUGCUUAUAUUACACCCAAAAUUAAACCUGGUGUAGAAAUUGUUCAUAGUUUAAAUUAUGCUUAUUGCUAUGAAUAAACAAGGCGAAGAAAA